UAAAUAUAAUGACACCAUUGUCCUAUCAUUUUUGUGUAAUUUCUCCAGUGACAAUCUUAUCAGAACUUCAUUCUGUGUACUGCACACUGGAGGGUCGAAUAUACUGAUAUCUUCAUGACAAUCCAAAGACCAACGUUGGCUAUCAUUAUCCUGGUGAUUUGCAUUCAUCUUGUCGAAUCACAAAACCUGGAUUGGUACAAAUGUCAUCCUGAAUGCGGGGCGAACGAGUGUUGUCUUCAUAUAUGGAAUGACUUUGGCAAACGAGGACUCUAUGACGUAUUAGGAUUACGUCAUCGAAGAGUGUCCAGCUACUGCGCCCCUCUGUUGGUAGAGAAUGACGUCUGCUACGUGCAGCACGCGUCCGAGCAGUGCCCGUGCGCCCACGGAUUGAUUUGUGUGCCGGACCCUGGAGAACUUCACAACUAUUUAGGACAUUGCAGGCCCGGCUAAUCACAUGACUCAUACACUGAUCUGUCGAAAAUCUCUUUAUGCAAAAAGAAUUGUAAUACUUUUAAAAGAGGCUGGAUGCUCAACAAAAUACCUUCUAGAUCUAUCAAUAUAUUGAUAAGUUAAGAAAAAUGGACAUUUAUAUAAUUAUGAAAGUUUGUAGUCCUGAUCAACCUACACAAUUUGCCAAAUAAUGAUAAAAUAAAUGACAAUAAUAAAAAAAAAAGAUCGUGACGUUUGUAGAUGAAUAUUAAAAGUCUCUUCAUAUAAGUCAUGAAAUUGCAAACUCUUUGCAUAAUAAAAAUGUUAUUCCUUCUCAAUAUUUUCCUUAUAUUAAAGUAUUUUGAAACUUUGA
Molecule: messenger RNA, 802 nt
Organism: Magallana angulata
Lineage: Eukaryota; Metazoa; Mollusca; Bivalvia; Ostreida; Ostreidae
Exons: 2
Coding region: 115-450 (111 amino acids)
Source: RefSeq, a predicted model, not a curated record